UGCAUUAAAUAAAUACUUUCGAAUUGAAAUUUCCGUGUGUGUGUGUUUGUGUGUGUGUCUAAAUGUGUAACAUUUCACGUUCUUCGCAUGCAUCUUAAAAUUCCAAUCAGCAAGCAUAAAAUUACUCCAUUUGCAUACAUAAUCUUCGUCUAUUACCACUUUGGUAUGCCAAAAUUAAAGUGUACACCCGCCAAUGCUCAGGGCAGCGAUGAACCAGUCGUUAAGAUACCGCGUCGUCAACUGAGGUCUCGCCAUCGCGAGGAAAAUGCAAGUCCAACACUUAACCUGUGCGAUCUGCCUAUCGAGUUGCUGGAGAAGAUUAUCGGCUACAUAAAUAUUUGGCAUCAUAAUCGCAUACGGGGCACCUCCAAGCGCAUGCGUGACGUCAACGACGCUUUCGUUAUGCACGAGUUCAAAAAAGCUUUGCAUAAAUCCACACUUACGAAUCCGCAUAGUUACGAAUGUGCUGCGCUGCAAACCAUCGAACAGGCGACAGAGGUGUAUGUGAAGUCCGGUUAUGAGUCCACUUUCUGUGGUUGCAUACUGCCUAUGCUGCGCAGCUCUUACAAAGAUCCUUUCUGUCCGCAAGUUUUACAAAUCAAUACCUUCUUAUUGCACUUUUACGAUAUGGUCGAUGAACUGAUCGGUGAUCGACGGUCUCAACACGCAAGGCUGCUGUAUAAUUUGACGUUAAUGCGAUUUUUUAAGAAAUUCGGCAAAUCCUCAAUUAUCUCAUCCACCGCGAUGCCAUUACACUGCCGCAUAGUGGUUGAGCUUAAAGGACCCUGGCUGGGCAUGCUUUGGACCUCGAAAUCGGGUGCGCGUGAUCAACAAGAAAAGCGUUGCAACUUGCUAAUAAUACUGUCCGAAAUGCUAAUGGCCAAUAUUACAGGGAAGGGUUUCAAACGCGUUUGGGAGUGUCUCAAUGAGGUCUACGUUUUCGGCAACGAUACGAGCAACCGCAAACGUGUGCCAAAAACGCUCUUCACCUUCACCGUGCAUGGCUCAAAGAAGAUUUGUUCACUUUUUCGUUCCUGCUUCGAGGAGCCAAACGACUUUGUGUGGCCAACAAAGUGGCCACGCGAUCAGUUCACUGUCAAUUUGGACAUCACAUGCAAAGAAGCAAUGAAAUGGGGCUGCUCCAAGUCACAGCACAUGGAGUUUGGACCCUUCGCCGAGACGCUGUUCAGUGAAGAGGAAGAGUAUAUGGAUGAUUGCAGCUCGGGUAAAACGCUGUUGGAUGUGGAGUGAAGGUAGAGACAGACUUC
Messenger RNA from Bactrocera tryoni, 1268 nucleotides. RefSeq lists its product as uncharacterized. Gene Ontology annotation, molecular function: protein binding. The record is from RefSeq and is a predicted model, not a curated record. Lineage: Eukaryota; Metazoa; Arthropoda; Insecta; Diptera; Tephritidae. The transcript has 3 exons. The coding region runs from base 88 to 1251 and encodes 387 amino acids.